Molecule: messenger RNA, 3422 nt
Organism: Leguminivora glycinivorella
Lineage: Eukaryota; Metazoa; Arthropoda; Insecta; Lepidoptera; Tortricidae
Exons: 2
Coding region: 1056-2924 (622 amino acids)
Source: RefSeq, a predicted model, not a curated record
GUAAAAAAAUAUUAAAAAACUGUCCAGGGAACAUUUAGCAUACUACGGUAUGCUGCGUUACCUUAAAAACGCUAACCUAAACACCCACACGGACAUGAUUUCGCACACAACCUCAAAAACCUACUCGCAGUCUUACUAUCGGUGUGGCGGCGAAGACCUUUGAUGACGCCGACAAGCCGCCAGUCGGCGACGAGCUAUUGGAGGAGGUGCGUGUCUCUUUUGCUGUCGGCUGAGUUACCGCAGAUUUAUCGGUUUUUGAAAUAAGACUAAAAUGCCGUUAACACCGGCUGAAAAGCAGAGAAGGUAUAGGGAAAGGCUGAAACUUAAUCAAGAUAAAUAUGAAGAAGCUAAAAAAAACACCGGCAACACUAUCAUCAAACAAAACGGCUUGUUAAAGAUUUAUUACCGCGAGAAAAAAGGAAUGCUAAUACCAUAUGGAGACUGAGACAGAGAGAAUACCGGCAAAGAAAGAAAAAUUUACAAACAAUUACAACUCAAACACCACCAACUUCGCCCUUACCCUUCUUGCAGAAUAUUCAACAUCGAGAAAACCCUACAUCUGCUACUUCAUCAUCCUCAAACUCAGAAAGAGCACAAGCCGAUCGCAGAAUAAAGCGUAUUAGGGCUAAAAUGCAUCGUGAAAAGAAAAAGUUACAAGAAAAAAUGCAAUCAUUAAAGCAAAAAUGCGAAAAAUUGAGGAAAAGAUUAAGCCGCAGCAAGAAAAAGUUUAGGAAAGACGAAGACGAAACUACACAGCUGGAAAAAAAAUACAAACUUCUGACAACUUCCAUUCGGAAAAAAUAUAGGCAAGUAAAAAACAAGAAACAAAAAAUACUCUUAAGGAGUUUACUGAAAGCUGAUGACAUAGUGAACUGUAGGAGUAAAAAUGAGUUGUUGAAUGACGUACUGGGAAUAAACCGGGAGUAUGUAAGCAAGACAACAAUUAACAUCAAUGCUAAUGUUUUAAAAAAGAAAAUACAUAGGUUUUUCUUGCGCGACGAUAUCUCAAGGCCCACAGCUGGAAAAAGGAGACUAUUACCAGGAAUAAAAAUAAAAUGCAGAAGAGAUUCCUUUUGGACACAAUGAAGAGCUUGCACAAACAAUUUAAAAAAGAAAAUCCAGAAACGAAAUGUUCGUACUUCUAUUUCACUAAAAAUAGACCAUUUUUUGUUGUUAAACCUUCCGCAGAUGCCCGCGAAACUUGCUUGUGCAAAACUCAUAUUAAUUUUGCCUACAAGACACAGGCACUAAAAAAACAGGGCAUAAUACAAACUGAUAACUUAUGUGAUGUUAUUAAUGCAUCAGUUUGCGAUAAUCAGUCAAAGAACUGCAUGUAUAAUAGCUGCAAUGCGUGCCAAAAUAAGACACUUACUUAUAAUGAGAACAAAAUAAAAGGCGUAAUUAAAUACAGUCAAUGGAUAAGGAAGGAAGAAGUUUACGAGAAAGAUGGGAAAAAGAUGAAAACGAUAAAAAAUGUUAAAGAAGAGUUAAGUGACAGGAUUGCAAAUUUCCUUAAAUCUUAUGAAAAAGAUUUAGUACAAUUUAAAAAGCAUGUGUUUAACAUAAAAGUCCAGUUCCAUAACUUCCGAGUGUGCCUGAAUAAACUACAACCCAAUGAAGCCGCCAUUGUUGUCGACUUCAGUGAGAACUACAAUUGUAAAUAUAACGAAGAGGUACAAUCGCAUCACUUUGGUGGCUCUAGAAAACAAAUAUCCCUUCAUACUGUAAUGGUGUACACCCACGACCCUGACAAACAAUAUAAACCACAGUCUUUCUGUACCAUAUCUUCGUCCACCUGUCAUCAACCUGCUGCUAUUUGGGCACAUCUGGAUCCUAUCAUACAGUUUAUAAGAAGCGAGCAUAGGUCUGUUGACACAGUACAUUUUUUUUCGGAUGGCCCAUCGACACAAUAUAGACAAAAGCAGAACUUCUAUUUGCUGUGCAAAAAAAUCUUUGAUUACGGUUUCGCUGCAUCAACGUGGUCAUUUUUUGAAGCAGGCCAUGGGAAAGGUCCUGCAGAUGGGGUAGGUGGCUUUCUCAAGCGAACGGCAGACCAAGUCGUAGCAAAUGGGAAGGAUAUCGCUAAUGUUGAUGACUUUAUGAAGCAUUUAAAUAAUGCCAGCAAAAUAAAAUUAUACUUGAUCAAAGAAGAGGAUAUAAGUGCCAUUCAAGAUAACCUACCCAAGGUUAUACCACGAUUGGUUGGAACUAUGAAGGUUCAUCAGAUAUUUACAGAUAACGAACAUUAUUUAAAGUACCGAUCACUGUCUUGUUUCUGCGCAUCGUUCAAGCGAGGGUUUUGUGACUGCUACAACCCACAAAUAUAUAAAAUAAAUACAAAUGAGCCGGUUGCAUCAGAAGAAAAUAUUGUACCAUUAUACCCUGACUUAUCUUCAGACGAUGAAGUGCCCCUUAGUUCACUUAGAGUGCUGAAGGAUAUUCAGAACACAUUACCACGAACUAGUUUUUACCAGAGUGUUUAUGGAAACUAUCCAAGCAGCGAUGAUGAAGAUACACAGGAUUCAUCUGCUAAUAAAGAAAAUUUUGCGAUUUCCAAAAACGAUUCCUUCAUUGAUGGAACAAAUGAGGCACAGCCAUCGUCAAGUUACAAGGAUUGUAGUUCGAAGCAAGUGUCGGUGGAUGACUUUUUACACGUUUUUGUCUAUAGUGAUAAUUUAAAAAAGAAAAGAUACUCAUACGUCUGUAAGGCUUUGACUCCCGUUGAAGAAGACGGAGAGGUGAAAGUAGUGUUCUUACGGGUGGCUGGUAAGAAAGAUGCGAGAUUAUUCAGAUUGGACGAGCGUGACAUCAACUAUGUUGAUUCUGAAGACAUCAUCAAAAUUUUGCCAAAUCCUACAGUAGUAAAGAAGGGACUUCGUGUGUAUUACCAAUUUGAUGUUUCUAUAGACGUUUUUGAGAAAUGAUUGGUCCCAUUAUAGGAUAAACACUUAUUGUUGAUUUUUGAGAGAAUUAUAAAUAAUGUUGAUUCAUUAAUGAUUAAAUUUUGUUAAGAGAUUAUAGACUGAUUCAAAUCUUAUGCCAAAAAAUGUUAGCAUUUUGUUAACCAAUAUAUUUAGAAAAGCUAAUUUGAUAUGGUUACAUUGUAUUUAUGAUUCUUAGCAGACGUGUCUUUUGUGUUACCAAAAUUGUCUCUAGUGUUACCGUCACGUCCUCAAUUUCAAAAUACUAAUUGGCCUUAUCGUGGUCACAUUUUGUUACAAAAUCUAUUCUUUUGUUUUUGUAUAAUUGGAUUAGGAUACGAUUAUCAUAUUUUAUUUACUUAUUAAGCAGACACCAAUCUUGCUACUGAAUUAUAAACAUAAUAAGCAAUAUUUUUAUCCCUAUGGUAACGCAACAUACAUAAAUAUGGGAUUUUGUUAAUUUGUGUGUAACUUAAAUUAAAACUGAACAAAUAAAUAAGU